CAGCCUAAUUAUCAAAACCACUUGCUUGUAGAUAAGAAAAAGGGACGAGGAAGGCGGCCGUUUGGCCGGCAAGAAUUUUUCUCGACCAACCGCCUGCUGCAUCACUGAAAAAUUAUGACGACGGCGCUGGUAUCCAGCAUGAUUUCGGACGAGAUUUCUUUCGCCAUCGCGGCGGGAAUCGGGGUCUGCACGCUCGCCUAUCUUCACAUGCGGAUGACCGGGGGGAUGAAAAAUCAGGACAAGAAGAAUCAUGUCGAUGCGGCGCAAGAACCUGUAUUGCUGCAGGACGAGGAGCGGCGGGCGGAGCAGCAUGCGAAUCUUCCUUCUGCGAGGAAAACUACCACGACGAACAAGAACCCUGAAAGAAGAUCUUCGUGGUUCAGUGACAAUGUCAUGGAGCAAAGAAAUUCAUUUAGUAAGGGCGAUGCAAGUAGUUCUUGCAGCAAUGCCGAUGCUCGGGGCUGCACUGAGACCAAAUCUCGCCUCAGUGCCUUUUUCUCAUUUUCCGGAGAAAGUGCUUCUACCACAUCACACGUUUCGACGGCGAGCGAAAAGACACCAACGACUUCCACGAGUGCGGCGACGAGCAAGGAAUCAGUGGGAGGUGGAACAACUACAGCAUCCGAGCAGGAUCCUCCACUGGAUAUUAAACCACGGUGGACCAGUUUUUUCUCCGCAGCACCCGCUUCCGGUUGUACUUCUAGUUCUAUGAAGAUCGCAACCUCCUCCCGACGUCCGGAAGAACUACAACACAAUGACGUCGAUUGCGGCGCCAGCACGUUUUCGGAGCAAACCGAAGACGACGAGGAUUCGGACGAAAGUGUAGCUUCCAGCACGCUCCUCUACUCCACAGGCGGGAAUAAAGCCAGCCAUUUACUCUUACCCGAUCUCGGGUUUCGGCUCGAAGUCGGCGAACUAUCAACUGCAAAUAUGUCUGGGUCUGGGAGAUUGCGAGAUUUGUCAUGCUAGUCUGGCAUGACUCUGGGAUUUGUAUUGCGUGGCAACCAAGAGCUCCUCUAGCCUGUCAUGCAAACACGCAAUUUCUCAUGCGGAAUACGCAACAAAGAAGCAUGAAAAAACUUGUGAUGCAUGGCGGCGCAUUACAGUGUCCUUAUUAUUCAGUGACCUGCAUCACACUUUCCAGACCCAGACAUUUUUGCAUUUGAUACGAACACCAAAUGUACCACGGUAGGAUGCAGUUCACGGUCCGCCUGCUCGAGUGGCGCGACAAGAGCCCGAACGAGCAAGUCACUCUCGCAAAAGCCACCCGUUCCUAUUCCCAGUUCAAAAAGCUGCACAAAACGACCAACAGCAAGCAGCACACGCCGUUUCUGCGCCGCCUGCUGUUCUCGUCCCACGUCAGCAAGGUGCAGCAGCGGACGGAGUGCCUGCAAAAGUUCUGCGCAAGGUUGCGGGUGUCAGACCGGAAUCUGAAGCUGCUGGCGGCGUUCUUGGCUUUGCGGAGUGGAAGUGAGGAAGAGACGCGGCUCCUCGAAGCGUUCGCGAAGCAAGCGGGUGCGGAAGAAUUUUUCUGCUUUGCUGUUCAUCUUUCAGGAUGUCUUUAUUGUCUUGCUCUUGCGGAAGUUCUGGGUUGUAGUCUUUGUCCUGUCCACGUGGCCUGGACUAUUGCUGCACCUCCCCUGCGCAUUUUGCUUCUGAAAGUGUACUCCUUUGCUGUCGUCCACUGCCGCAUCAUGAAGAAAGCAAGAAUGUCCUCGGCGUCACACAUACUUACGUGCUUACUUGCUAGUGCAUCUGUGUUCGUUGCUCUAGCUCGCGGCUAGUCGUACAAAAAUUGUCGUGGCAUUGGUGUACGUGGCGUAUUUUUUACAUGGACAGCACUUCUACAAGAGGAAGUAGAAACUCUUCGGCAGGCACGACACCGUGAGGGGAGUGCGACAUUCUGCAUUGAGCAAGAGGUGAAAAUAGAUGGAUUGACAGAGCAGACACUUUCAGAAGUGGUGUAGUACGUGAUGCAACGAGUGCAGUGGCGGGGGUUUGCAAUGUCAGUAGGAUCGUGGUUAUUUCCAAUCCGCGCUAUUUCCUACAACAACUCCAGGUUUUCUCAUGUCAUUUAUCCCAAUCAACAUAGGUUCGGCUUCUACCUCUUGCACUCCCUCGGAAGCUGCAGCAGCAGCAGCAGCAAAACACCGCACCAUGCCCGAGGAAGUAGCUCCCGGCGUCGCGAAUGGGUGCGGCUGCGAGGUGGUGGUCCAGGCGACUGCCAUCGAUGACGACAUCGCCAAACACUACAAGAAGGGCGGCUGGUUCGGGGCGGUGGCGGGCGCGUUCGGGGACAAAAAGACGAUGUACUGCCAUCACAUAACAAGGAGCGGUAUAGUUUUCUAUGAAGAUUUCUUUGUUUUUUCUUCCUCACCAUUGAUGCAGUCUCUCUUGUGGUGCAAAAUUUGAAUUUGACUUUGGGCGGAUCAUCGUCUAGAAAUCCAAAAAUCCACUUGUCAUGACCGUCUGGCACGAUGUUGAACAUAAAUUCAUCCAAGGUGGUUUUGCAGUGAAAGAAGCCAAGGCCCAGGGCCUCUGCUUUUCCACCGAGACGGAAGUCUGGGAGUUUUUGGGCAAAAAGUGCGGGGGCCGGUUCACGCUGAGGGACUGGGGCACCAAGACCAUGGGGUGCGGUGGUCUCGGGGAGAAGGAUCACGACGAGACCUGUAACACGGAAACCUGUCUUUUUCUCGCAAACAACUUGAAGUGCCCAGUGCCGAGGUGGGCAAUCAAAUGAAAACAGAUUUUUAUUGCUAAUGCCGUGUUCCAUGGAUGGAAUCGCAAUUCACGAAAGAGAUGAAAUAUUGUACGAUACCGAUUGAAAAAGGUGGUCAUGAACAACUUCUGAUAUAUGAAGAAGAAGACGGUAGCAAAUGUAAAAUAGAUUCGAUCACGUGAUGGUGCUGUGGCUGUGCUGUAAUGGAAAUCUGCUCAAAGUUUUUGAAGCACCGAUGGUGAGAUAUCACACGCGCAGCUCUGCAGAG
Messenger RNA from Amoebophrya sp. A120, 2987 nucleotides. NCBI's taxonomy places the organism in Eukaryota, Dinophyceae, Syndiniales, Amoebophryaceae. The record is from the annotation of a GenBank genome assembly.